AUUUAUUUUUGGAAAGCGAUUCUUUCCGUUCAUUCAAAAUUCCUCGUGUUUUUAUAUUAUUUUUUUGCUGUUAAAGCAUUUUUGAAAUCACGUUAGACAUCGCAGCCUCGCCUCGCCUGUCGCAGUUUAAUUACAGAGAUUUACUUUGAAUUAUAAACGGCUCCAAACACGCACAUCCACGUCGAUAAGCAUGUCACGCAUCGGCAUCAACGGUUUCGGACGCAUCGGUCGUCUUGUACUCCGCGCCGCCAUUGACGACUGCGCCUUCGUAGUGGCGAUCAACGAUCCCUUCCUCAAUCCGCAUUACAUGGCGUACCUCUUCAAAUACGACUCGACGCACGGCCGCUUUCCGGGUGAGGUUACAGCCGAAGAUGACUGUCUCAUCAUCAACGGCACCAAAAUCAAAGUCUUCACACACAGCGACCCGACUUUGAUCAAUUGGUCCAGCGCCGGCGCCGAAUACAUUGUCGAGUCCACCGGCGUCUUCUUGACAAUGGAAAAGGCCGCAGCGCAUUUCGUGGGUGGCGCACGUAAAGUCAUCAUUAGCGCACCCUCACCGGAUGCGCCGAUGUUGGUGGUGGGCGUCAAUCUGGAUGUGUACGACAAGGAAAUGCGCAUAGUCUCAAUGGCUUCCUGCACCACCAACUGCCUAGCGCCGCUGGCCAAAGUCAUACAUGAGAAUUUCGAAAUCAUCGAGGGCUUGAUGACCACCGUGCAUGCGGUCACGGCCACACAGAAGGUGGUGGACGGCCCAAGUGGCAAGCUUUGGCGUGAUGGUCGUAGCGCCGCACAAAACAUAAUACCCGCCACAACGGGUGCUGCCAAGGCGGUCGGCAAGGUUAUACCUUCGUUGAAUGGCAAGCUAACUGGCAUGGCAUUUCGGGUGCCGGUGCCAGAUGUGUCUGUGGUGGAUCUAACGGUGCGUCUCAAUAAGCCGGCGCCGUACGAGGCAAUCAAGAAGAAGGUACAAGAAGCGGCAAACGGACCCUUAAAAGGCAUAAUUGCCUACACCGAGGAGGAGGUGGUCUCGUCGGACUUUCUGCAUGACAUAAACUCGUGCACCUUCGAUGCAAAGUCGGGCAUAUCACUGAACGACAAGUUCGUGAAACUGAUUGCUUGGUAUGACAACGAGUAUGGCUACUCUAGGCGCAUCAUCGAUCUCAUACGAUACAUGCAGAAGAAGGAAUAAGACGAAGGGGCAAGGCUGGGAGCCAGAAUUUGGAAGUGA
Messenger RNA from Bactrocera tryoni, 1228 nucleotides. RefSeq names its product glyceraldehyde-3-phosphate dehydrogenase 2-like. The coding region runs from base 191 to 1189 and encodes 332 amino acids. Lineage: Eukaryota; Metazoa; Arthropoda; Insecta; Diptera; Tephritidae. Gene Ontology annotation, biological process: glucose metabolic process. The transcript has a single exon. Gene Ontology annotation, molecular function: NAD binding; NADP binding; oxidoreductase activity, acting on the aldehyde or oxo group of donors, NAD or NADP as acceptor. The record is from RefSeq and is a predicted model, not a curated record.